AAUGGUGCUAUUGUGGCGAAUUGCAAGUGUUCUAGAUAUAUUUGAGUUACAAAAACGUUAAUUAUAACGUGUAAUAGAUCAGUUGAUAAUUGGCAAGUAAUCUGUUAGAAAUUUUAAGUCAAUUUCGCGCAAUAGUCAAAGCGAAAUCGUCGAGUGAAUAAACUCGUUUGGUAAAAAGACUCGGGCAAUGAUUACAUUUAAUAUUGUGCAUGUCGUACAUUACAUUGUGGUGUGGUGGUGUUCAUUAUAAUAUUUCUCUUUAGCUUACGUUCAAAAAAUUAAUCUGGGACUGGGAGAAAGUGAAAGAAAACUCUUAUUCAUUUGUCCUGUCAGCAUCACUUGGUUCGCGUCUUAAACUCUACUUUUGAGUUAAUUUAUGCCGUACUUUGUUUUUGCCGGUGUAAUGUGAAUUUACAAGAAAGUUUUGUGCGAAAUUUAGUGUGUUUUUCCCCUUUUCUUUGAAAGACUAACUAGUAAAAUGGUUUCGACUUACAGCAUUGCGUCCAGUGUUGUAUUUUUAAUAAACUUUAUUAAUGGACAAUCUUUAAGCAAAGUUCCACCGUACGUGAAGCAAUGUCACGAGGCAGAUCCAAAAUUGAUGGAGUGCUUCAUAAGUGCCCUUCAUCAUUUACGGCCCUAUUUAGCCACUGGAAUAACGGAAAUCGAGCUACCUUCAGUUGAACCGUUUCGUAUGGACGAGCUCUCGUUGUCUCUGACUGGUGGACCCAGUGGCUUCAAAGUGACCCUCGCGGAUAUAGACAUUUACGGAGCAAGUAACUUCACGGUUACUAAAAUAAGAUUAGGAGAAAAGAAUCAACCUUUCGAAGGUAAAAUAAGAAUUCCAAGCUUGAGGAUAGAUUCAAAAUACAGAAGUUCAGGGAUUCUUAUCAUCCUUCCAGCUAGUGGAAAUGGAACAUUUCACGCAAAGUUUGAAAAUAUAUUGGCAACAGUGAAAGGGACCACAAGUUUUAAUUCCAAGAGCGAUAAUAAUCGGUACUUGAACGUCGACAGUCUCAACAUCGAUCUCUUGGUGGGUAAAGUUAACAUGGGUGUGACUAAAGUUUUUGGGAACAACAGACUUCUAACUGAGGCGACCAACCUGUUUCUUCGUGAAAAUGGCCAUGAAGUUUUAAAGAUAAUGAGUCCCCAGUUGACUCGGAAGCUUGCCACAGUUUUCCAAAGCAUAGCAAACAAGCUGUUGACAUACGUUCCAGUUUCAACGUUUUUAGUACCUGGUACUUCUAUCAAACAGUCUUAGAGCUUUUAUUAAGUAUAAUAUUAAAAGUGCACCAUCAUGCGUUUGCUACGUAUCAUGCAGCUUUCACCGAUUAUGAUGCAAUGAAUCUAAACAAUUCGUGUGACAGAACAUUGCAGAUUGUGUGGCCCAAUUAUGACUUGCAUAGUACAAAUUCAAUAACACAACAAUGAAGAAUAAAAUCGUUGCAUCAUACUCAACUGCAAAACCAUUUCAGUAUAUAUGUCACUUUUUUAUUUAUACAUAGAUAUGUACAUGCUUGUUUCGGGGUCGACAUGUAUGCACAAUUAUUAUUUAAGUGUAUAAAUAAAUCUUUUAUUACAUA
This is a messenger RNA of Agrilus planipennis (emerald ash borer), 1580 nucleotides long. RefSeq lists its product as uncharacterized. The coding region runs from base 479 to 1258 and encodes 259 amino acids. The transcript has 5 exons. Lineage: Eukaryota; Metazoa; Arthropoda; Insecta; Coleoptera; Buprestidae. The record is from RefSeq and is a predicted model, not a curated record.